CUCACGCGUCCCACGCCCGCCUACGACAGAGUCCCGCGCGCACCCCGAGAGGAACCCGCGCGCACACCGGGCCCCGGGUGUUCCACGGCCCGCGCGGAAGCGGUCUGCGGGCCUCGCAGGCGCUGGGGUCCCGGGGUCUGCGGGCGGGAAGCCGGGAUGCCGGAGGGGCCGUCUGUGAGGAAGUUUCACCAUCUGGUCUCCCCCUUCGUGGGGCAGCAGGUGGUCAAGACAGGGGGCAGCAGUAAGAAGCUGAACCCUGCUGGCUUCCAGUCCUUGUGGCUGCAGGACACCCAGGUCCAUGGAAAGAAAUUAUUCCUUAGAUUUGAUCCAGAUGAAGAGAUUGUGUCCCCUGGCAACAACCCACUGUCAGAGCCUCUACAAAAAGAGUGGAAGGAAGAGGCCGGGCACCACCAGGAAGUCUCUGACCAGUCCUCCCGGUCCCCAGGAGGAGACGAUGCUGUCCCCAGUGGAGAUGAUGGUCUGCAGUGUUUGUGGGGAGACACCCCUGCAGGAGGUGCCGAGAGGUGGCUGCAGGUCAGCUUUGGUUUGUUUGGCAGCAUAUGGGUGAACGAGUUCUCCAGAGCGAAGAAAGCAAACAAGAGGGGUGACUGGAGGGACCCUGUUCCAAGGCUGGUCCUGCACUUCGGCGGGGGCGGCUUCUUGGCCUUCUAUAACUGUCAGAUGGUGUGGAGCUCCUCUUCCCCAGUGGUCAGACCCACCUCUGACAUCUUGUCGGAAAAGUUCCAUCGAGGACAGGCCCUGGAAGCUCUGGGCCGGGAGCAGCCCGUCUGCUAUACGCUGUUGGACCAGAGAUACUUCUCAGGCUUAGGGAACAUCAUUAAGAACGAGGCCCUGUUCAGAGCUGGGAUCCACCCGCUUUCUCCCGGCUCGCUCCUGGGUCUUCCACGCCUCGAGGCCCUGGUGGACCAUGUGGUGGCCUUCAGUGCAGGCUGGCUGCAGGGCAAGUUCCAGGGCAGACAGCAGCACACACAGAUCUACCAGAAGGAGUGGUGCCCCGCCGGGCACCGGGUUGUGAAGGAGGCACUGGGGCCUCCGGGGGGCUUCCGGAGGCUCACGUGGUGGUGCCCCCGGUGCCAGCCCAGGCUGUCGCCGGACGAGCCGGAGCAGGUGCAGCCCUCGUAGGGUGCCCGGGCCUCUCUACACAGAGCCUUGCCCUUGAGGGGCCGUGAUGCCUGAGUGUCUCCGAAGGGGUUGCGGGCAGACUUUGGGGCUGGGGACAGGAGUUGGGGGCUGGGGUCGGCAUGCCAGUACCGUUGGUUUCCAUUUCACUGGAGUUCAGGCUGAGGCAGUUUCCACAGGGUCCGAUUUUGUUCUUUUCUAGUUUUGGUUAAUUCUUCCUAUCUGAUUCCACCACUGUUGACAGAUGAGGCAAAUCGUGGUGGCAGUUAAGGGGAAACCUCCCGGAAUGACAGUGGGGCAACGGAAACGAGAGCCAGUGGCAGAGAGCUGUGCCAGCAUUGCUUUGCAGGGGUUUGGUUUGGUUUGGUUUGGUUUUGGUUUUGAAACAUUGGCUGGUGUUAAGACCCUCCAUUUGAGAACCAGGAAAAGGGAAUGAUCUUUCUUGGUUCCCCGAGAGGGAUCCAGGGAUUAGGAGGGAGUAACAGGAGAGUGUUGCUCGGAUUCAGCCUCCUGCCUGAGCCCUUCCCAUGGGACGGAGAUGCCAGGAGAAGGAGGGGAAACGGGGGGACCAGGGAGCUGGCCGCCUUCCCGGUGUGUCCAUGGGCUUUAGAAAAGAGCGACUUGUUUCCUCCCCAAGGUGAUGUGUUUGUGACAGUUGAUGUGCUCAACAGUGUCUGAAUCCAGGUUGUUAGCAAAACCUAGAAGAAACCAGGACAUGAAAAUAAAGCUCUUGGUUACUUUGUGUUGUCAUCUUUAUUUGGCAGUAAAGGUUCUUUCACUGUACAUAACUGAGCUCUUUGUGAAGGUGCCAUUUAGGACUUGUUGGGUUGGUCGGAUGGAUCCAUUUAAAAAGAGCAGGGCGAGGAGAAGGGUGAACAUGCACCCUUAUACUUGUCUGUCUUGAGUCCCUGGUUGUUGUCCACGGCAGGGAAAGCCACCUUAUGGCAAGCAUUAGCUCAGGGCCAAGACGGUACCCAGACAGGCCAUUUCCCAUAAGUCAGCAUCUGUCAGGGUCUGGAGUACAAGACGGGGGUGGGCUGGACAGGCAUCACAGCCUGCAUGCAGGUGGACACCCACUGCGAUUGGUAGAAAAGGGUAAAUGCUGUUGCAGUUGCUGAGAAAAGCAGCGACAGGACUAGAAACAGCCGUGGGUGUGGAAAGAAGAGAUGGGAGGGUCACCAUGGUGAUGGGCUUGUACAUGUCAGCUGGCUGGAUGUGUAAACGAGGGAGGGAGUGGGCUGAGAGCUGGAGGAAGCUGCCCCCACCUCGCCAUUGAGACAGAGAGUCACGGGAGCUGAGCAGGUUCCGUGAGGAGACAGUCAGACCCUGUGUGCUGAGCUUGAAGCACCUGUACCUAAGUGGGGUCACAACACAGCCAGGAAGUGGGCCAGGCUCCCCGCAAGUGCAAGCUUGCAGUUAUGGAUUUGGGAGCUUUCCUCAGAGCUGAGGGUCGGUUCGAGAAGGUUAACAAGGCGAUCAUGUGGCAUGAGAAGGAUGGAGGUCACAGGAACCUUUAGAAGGUCUUUUGUUCAAGGGGCAAGAGAAGACAAGCCAAUGGAAGUUCAGGUAAAACAGGAGGAAGGAACUUCGGGGACAGCUAGUGGUGCACAUGUCGGAGAAGAGGCCUUCGAGCUUGACGGUUGGUCGAAUUUGA
Molecule: messenger RNA, 2794 nt
Organism: Kogia breviceps (pygmy sperm whale)
Lineage: Eukaryota; Metazoa; Chordata; Mammalia; Artiodactyla; Physeteridae
Source: RefSeq, a predicted model, not a curated record